GAACAGAGUAUUUUAAAAGGAGGAGUUGAGAGCGUUCUCUCUCUAGCCACUCGCGGCUAGUUUCUUCUCCUCAAGGCUUCCGGCACCGCCGUCCUUGGUGGUGCGCCGCCAGGGCCCUCCUGGCUCCAGUUGGCUUGGUGCUUGGGUUAGGCUAAUAUCUUUGGAAAUAUUUUGGCUACCUCACUGCGACUGGAUGGGGUCCUGGGUUCUUGGUUGAAGGUCCAUGGCCGAUGCAUCAGGGAUGCAAGCAAGUCCAGAUUCAGGCGGAUGCGGCCAGAUGGGUUCCGAUGGUUUCACAACCAUGGGUUUAUGCUUCAGAAGAUGACCGUUGUGUCCAUUCUCAUCUUUUCCUCUUCAUUCACGGACGUAGCACCGGUACGGUUGGGGAAUGCUAAGUAUUCAAAGAACAGUGGAUGGGGACGCUCGUUAAUGGUCCUUAGCUUCCCAGUAUGUUUUGGAUCAUGUUUGCUUCUCUCGCUGCUUCAGAGAGCUUGCAGAUGCUCACUUACCAAGGAUGAUGGCGUUUACCGUGGCAGCUUCGGGUGGAGGGGUCCCGGAGCAGUUCUUUCAUGCGGCCAUCGUUCCUCCACUGCUUCAUUACGGAUCUCGCGCUGGGCCAAAGCCGGGUUUUGGAGUUCGCAGCCCCCGACGGCCAUCUUCUGAAAAAUAAGGUGUUCUUACUCUGGUACGUCUUCUUGUUAGUCAACCAGUCUGGCCGUGGAUGCCUUUUUUCAGGAUGAGCUUUGCAUUUUUCUUACUUCAUGCCUAGUGACAUCUUGACGUUGGGGUUUGGGGUCUCUUCUCUGUUCGUGGUGGUUUUAGCCAGGGAAGACGACUGAUGGGUGUCCCGGCAUGGGAUCUCUCACUGUGGAUCUAUGGUGUGGACUGUUGUUUGGUUCAUGGUGUUUGGCACUUUUCCAGCUACUGUUAAUCGCUGCUGAAAGCCUUCUGCCGACGCCGCUGGGGGCUGCCGGGGCUCGACGGGGGUAGAAGGUGGCAGGUGGAUUUUCGAUUAGCGUGAUUUUCUACGGCUGGUUCUUUGCCCUCCUCUCUGGCCACCAGACUGUUUGGGGGACGCCGGAACCCAGAUGGGGUGGUGGGGGUGGGGGUGGGGGGGUCUGGUGGGUCAGAGGUUUUGGUUUGCCGCUCUACACUGUGGCGCCCCCUUCGUAGCGAUGGACGGGUCUGGGCUGACCCGGAACACAGCCAACCCUAGCUCGCUAGAGUGUGCUGUGGACUUGGGCUGGAUACAGGCCUGGAUUGCUGCGGACAAUGCUGGGCCUCCUCCAUUUGUUGGCUGAUCUUGACACAGGAAGCUGGGCUUCGCUGUUUUGACGGACCUUCGGGUUCUUGGACUGGUUAUUCAUGGGCCAGUCCGUUUUUGUUUACUUGACUUUUUGAUACGUGUCGGGCCUGUCCCGUGCCGUUUGGAUACUAUUUUGUUAGUUCUCGUACUAGCUUAGAUAGUUUUGACACAUUGUAAUAUGUUAUUUUUUGGGUGUUUUAAUAUACUUACAUUUCAUCCAAAAAAAAAUAGAACAGAGUAUUUUAUAUAUCUAUUUUCGUUAUUUAUUCUUUUAUUUGGGUAUUUAAUAGGUUAGUUAUUAAACUCAGGCAAGUAUGUUUUAGGCCCGUUAUCAUUUUGUAUUACAAAAGUCUAACUUUCAGUUAUUAUUUAAGCCUAAAGUUGUUCAACGUAUCUAUACUUUCCGAAGAGAGGAGCUGCUAUUUCACUGUUGCAUUCAAUACUCGAUCUGUAAUUCUUCAUAUCUAUCGUAUUUAAUACACCAUUAUUGUUCAUCUAGUCUCUUAUUUGUGCUUUUAUUGAUGUGAUUCUUUGAUAAACUAAAACCCACUAUUAUUCAACAUAAUAAGCAUGAUGUCCUGAUGGAUUGAACCGUCAUGAGGGGAGAGUAGUUCACGUGAAUCAAACCUCAACACAUCAUUAUCGAACAUAUAUCUCCUCCGAAUAAGUGACGGGUUACUUCAACGAACUCGCACUCCUAAUUUCUUGAUGACUUCAUCAGCUGCUAAAUCGUUCUUGGAUUCAUCUGAAGAGCUCAGGUCCUCCAUCACAAACAUUAUUGCAAAGAAUUUGAGCUACAAUUCAAUCUCCACGAUCUACAAGUCCUACCAAAUCAGCUUCAAUCAAGUGGUCAACACACUCUAAAAUUCACUCAUCAUUCAUGUUGCGCCACCAACAAGUGCUCCUCAAAUUAUAUCAGAUCAAAUAGUUAAAAAACUACACUGUAGAGGAGACUUGGAUUGGACAAUAUGAAAUAGAAAGAUAAAGCUUGCUCCCAUGUUAAUUCCAUCAGAACAAUCAAUCUAGAUGCGACACUAGACUUCAUUCAUUCUGAUCAAGAUCAACUUCGACAAAAAAAGGAAGCUGGUUUGAAAUAAAAGGGGAGACUGCUACACUCCAUCAUCAAAGGGGAAAUUGUUAAGAAUCAAAUUUAGACAAUGUGAUUUGAACAUCUCUGAAGUCUGAAUACAAAUGAGGAAGCCGGUCAACACAAAGACAAAGAUACCUUUGCUUCAACGCAAAUUGACACACAGGGGGAGAUUGUUAGGAAUAUAUUUUGUUGUGUCUAUUUUCAUUAUUUAUCCUUGUAUUUGUGUGUUUAAUAGGUUAGUUAUUAAACUGUUUCAGGUCAAUUUUAGGCUCGUAAUCCGUUUGUAAUACGGAAGUCUAAGCUUCGUUUAAAGUUUAGUUGAAGACUAGACUUCUGUAACCCUAACGUUGUUCAACGCAUCCAUAUUUUCCAUAGAGAGGAGCCGUUGUUUCACUUUUACAUUGAAUAAUUGAGCUGUAAUUCUUCAACUCUAUUGUAUUCAAUACACCAUUAUUGCUCAUC
This is a messenger RNA of Cuscuta epithymum, 2858 nucleotides long. The record is from the annotation of a GenBank genome assembly. Lineage: Eukaryota; Viridiplantae; Streptophyta; Magnoliopsida; Solanales; Convolvulaceae.